Phoenix dactylifera (date palm) is the source of this 2090-nucleotide messenger RNA. RefSeq names its product transcription factor ICE1-like. The record is from RefSeq and is a predicted model, not a curated record. Gene Ontology annotation, biological process: regulation of DNA-templated transcription. Gene Ontology annotation, molecular function: protein dimerization activity; DNA-binding transcription factor activity; sequence-specific DNA binding. Lineage: Eukaryota; Viridiplantae; Streptophyta; Magnoliopsida; Arecales; Arecaceae. Gene Ontology annotation, cellular component: nucleus.
AUUACUUGCUUCUCUCGAGCUUUUUUAAGAGGGGAAAAAAAAAAAGAGAGAGAGCAGACGAUGCUGUCAAGGCUUAGCGGCGCGGCCUGGAUGGAGGACUCUGGCGGAGGCGGCGGAGACGACGACGGCGCCGCCCCUUGGUCCACCGCCGACGCCUCCCCCGCUUCCGGCGCCGGUGAGAACAAAGACGUGCUCGGCCUGCCCUCUUUCAAGUCCCUCCUGGAGGACGACUGGUACCUCAGCGGCGCUGGUGACCCCGGCUCCUCCGCCCACAACCCCUUCGGCGCCCUCCAAGUGCCGCAGGAGAUGAAGGACCUGACCUUUCCGUCCGACCCUUCCCCGCAUGGCGCGUCCCUCCUCCCGCCGGUGGACUCCUCCUCCGUCCCCUUCCUCCCUUCCAAGUCUGCCAUUGCUCCUCUCCUUGGGGCGGUAUGCUCCAACCCGUUCGACGCGGGGUUCGAUCUCGGCGGCGACGCUGCCGGGUUUCUGCCGGCGGCCCAGCUGUCGAAUUCCUCUGUUCUGAUGGGCAGGGGGGGCGGCGGAGGGGUUUUGGGGCUCCCUGGGGUGGGGGAGAACGGGCAGAUGGGUGGUCUCGGUUUCGGCUCCGCUCCCCAGUUCUCGAGCACCUGGUUGCCGCUGCUCACAGGAAAUGGCCCCGGUUCCAGCUCCGGCGCCGGUUUCCAUCCAAUGGGUUUUGAUUCUUUUGAGAAUUCGACGUUCUUAAACCGGUCAAAAGUGUUGAGACCUCUGGAGAUCUUCCCACAUGUGGGAGCCCAGCCGACUCUGUUCCAGAAGCGAGCCGCUGCAGCUUUACGGCAGAAUCCUAUGGUGGUGGGAGAGAAAGGCGCCGGCUUGGCGCUCUUGGGCCCAGGUGGAGGCCAGGGGAGCAAUGGGAGGAGUGUAAUGGAGGGUGAGCAGGAGAAGACGGGGAGGGGGAAUGAAGAGGAUGAGAUAGACGAGCCGAGCAUUGAUGGCUCCGGCUUGAAUUAUGACUCAGAAGAGGCUGCGACUGAGAAUGCCAAAGGCGAAGGAGAUGUCAAGUAUGGUGAUGGAGGGAAUACUUCGAAUACCAAUAGUACAGUGUCUGGUGGUGGUGAUCAGAAAGGGAAGAAGAAGAAGGGACCCCCUGCAAAGAAUCUGAUGGCUGAGAGGAGGAGGAGGAAGAAGCUCAAUGACCGGCUUUACAUGCUCCGAUCCGUUGUUCCAAGGAUCAGCAAAAUGGAUAGAGCUUCUAUUCUUGGAGAUGCAAUCGAGUACUUGAAGGAGCUUCUGCAAAGGAUCAAUGACCUUCACAACGAACUUGAGUCAACACCUUCGAGUUCUUCAAUAUCUGCUGCAACUACAACAAGCUUUCACCCAUUGACACCCACACCACCAACACUGCCAUCUCGUGUCAAGGAAGAACUGUGCCCAAAUUCAUUAGCAAGCCCCACAAGUCAACCACCCAGGGUUGAAGUCAGGGCAAGAGAAGGCCGAGCAGUGAACAUUCACAUGUUUUGUGGCCGAAAACCUGGCUUGUUGCUUUCCACCAUGAGGGCACUUGACAGUCUUGGUCUUGACAUCCAACAAGCAGUCAUCAGCUGUUUCAAUGGGUUUGCACUGGAUGUUUUUCGAGCUGAGCAAUGCAAGGAUGGGCCUGGAGUUCUUCCUGAAGAAAUCAAAGCGGUGCUCUUGCACUCCGCCGGCUACCAAAGCGGAAUGUAGGUGAACAGAAUCAUGGAAGGAUUUGCAGAGGAACCAACAGUAAAGCUCACUGAAGAUUUUGUAGAUCCAUCAGACUCCCAUUUCAUAGAUAACUCUCGAUGCCAUCAAGCCAUCAUAGGUGGUGAUAGUUCCUAGUGUAGCAACAUUCCCUUGACCUGGCAUGGCAAGGAGAAACAUUGCCAGUCUCUUUCUUCAGCACUAAAAUAAAUGUUUGUGUCGAAUCAUGCUCUUAGCUAAUGGUCCAAUGUCUAGAUUACACCUGGUCAUGUUAACGAGUACCUCAGCAAAUUUUAGUUUUGAGACUUUAAAAUAGUUUGGUUUCAACUUCUUGUAACUUAGCUUUCUUCUCAUGUUACUUCUCACCAUUAUUCUUCAUUCUCUGGAAA